AUGAGUAAAAUGGUUGAUUCUAGUGAUUAUAGGAAGAAAAGAUCAUGCGGAUUUGUUUCCUUGAUUUCUUAUGACUAUGUUUUCCCUGAUGAUUUUGAUAUAAGUAAUAGGACGCAUGUCCCAAUGCAACUCCAAUGGGGCACACCAAUAUUUGGAAAGUGCCAUUUGAACGAUGGUUCGAACACUUCUUGUACAUUCAAUGGUGAAUUUUGUUGGUCGAGGUUGAGCUCUAUUCAUCUAUGUGUGUGCUACAGAGAUAUUGGUGGUAUCAGUUAUUCGAGGUCAUGCAAAGGUUGCAGCACUAGUGUUGGGACACUAUUUUACUACUCGCAACAUGGAGUAUAUACAAAGCCCUCAAAAGAAAACAAAAAACCUUGCUGAAGCAGAAAUACUUCGAAAGGAAUGGAGGUUUGUUACUGCAACAACAUUUAUCUAGCAAUGAAGGUAAUGUUGAAAAAAUUAAGUUGUUUACUUCAAAAGAGAUGGAAAAGGUGACUGAUUAUUAUAAUGAAAACUGAAUCCUUGGUCAAGGAGGUCAAGGGAUUGUUUAUAAAGGAAUGAUAAUAGAUGGAAGCAUUGUGGCUAUUAAGAAAUCCAAAAUGGUGAAAGGAAAGAAAUUUGAUGAAAAGAAGGUUGAACAGUUCAUUAACGAAGUGAUAAUUUUAUCUCAAAUUAAUUACAGGAAUGUGGUUAAGCUUUUAGGGUGUUGUUUAGAAGCUGAAGUUCCUCUAUUGGUGUAUGAGUUCAUCCCAAAUGGUACAUUAUACGAUCUCAUUCAUAACCAAAAUGAAGAAUUACCAUUGACAUGGGAAAUGCGUUUACGAAUUGCGAUUGAAAUUGCCAAUGCCUUGUUCUAUUUGCAUUCAGCUGCUUCUGCUCCUAUCUAUCAUCGAGACAUCAAAUCUAGUAACAUACUUUUAGAUGAUAAAUAUAGGGCAAAAGUAUCAGAUUUUGGAACUUCAAGAUCAGUUGCACUUGAAAAAACACAUCUAACCACUCGGGUGCAAGGAACUUUUGGAUACAUGGAUCCCGAAUAUUUUCGAUCAAGUCAAUUUACAGAGAAGAGUGAUGUUUAUAGCUUUGGAGUUGUUCUUAUUGAGCUUUUAACAGGACAAAAACCCAUCUCCGCAGAACAAUCAAAGCCAGUGAGAAGCUUGGUAUCCUAUUUUUUGCAUUCAAUACAAGACAAUUCCUUAUUUAACAUUCUUGAUCCAAUGGUAGUAAAGGUUGGUUCAGAACAGGAGAUUAUAGUAGUGGCUCUGCUAGCAAAAAGAUGCUUGAAUCUUAGUGGAAAGAAAAGACCCACCAUGAAACAAGUAGCAAUGGAGCUAGAGUUGAUUAAAGCUUCAGGUGGGAAUGUUAUUGAAGACCAUGGUGAUGAAAAAUCUGAAAUAGAUGACAUCCAUUCAUGGGAGACCAAUCCUAGUUGUUCAUUGUCUAGGACAGUUACAACCAACAGUGUAACUUUUCCAUUAAAUUCAUCUUUCUAGUGUCCAAUG
This is a messenger RNA of Gossypium arboreum, 1499 nucleotides long. RefSeq names its product wall-associated receptor kinase-like 1. Lineage: Eukaryota; Viridiplantae; Streptophyta; Magnoliopsida; Malvales; Malvaceae. Gene Ontology annotation, biological process: protein phosphorylation; cell surface receptor signaling pathway. The transcript is spliced from 2 exons. The record is from RefSeq and is a predicted model, not a curated record. Gene Ontology annotation, cellular component: plasma membrane. The coding region runs from base 558 to 1490 and encodes 310 amino acids. Gene Ontology annotation, molecular function: ATP binding; protein serine/threonine kinase activity.